GGAAUAUUUUUAACCAAUGAAGAGGCUGAAGUUUCAUCACAUUUCCACGAAUUUUGAAACAUUCGAAAAAUAUUCGAUGUAAAUAAUGGCGUCCGUUGGCAAAUGUAUUCGUUUGGCUUUAUUACAACUAAAGGUAGGUGCAAAUAAGCCACAAAAUCUCCAAAGAGCCAAAGAAUUGGUGAAAGAAGCUGUGAGAAACAAAGCGAAUGUUGUUUGUCUACCAGAAUGUUUUAACUCUCCAUAUGGUGUACAAUAUUUCUCGGAAUAUGCUGAAAAGAUACCAGGAGAUUCAAGUAACUUUCUGUCUAGUCUCGCAAAAGAUUUGUCUAUAUACUUGAUUGGUGGCUCAAUUCCAGAAGAAGACAAUGGAAAGUUGUACAAUACAUGUUUGGUAUACGAUCCUGAGGGCAAUGAAAUAGCAAAGCAUCGAAAGGUUCACCUUUUUGAUGUCGACGUGCCAGGUGGAAUUAAGUUUACUGAAUCAGAUGUUCUUAGUCCAGGAAAUAAAACUACCACUUUCAAUAUUGGACUAUGGAGAAUUGGUUUAGGUAUAUGUUAUGACAUUCGGUUUCCUGGGUUUUCAAAAGUAUAUGAAAAAGAAGGUUGUCACCUGCUUAUUUAUCCUGGUGCAUUUAGUAUAACAACUGGACCAAAGCAUUGGGAAUUGCUUGUUAGAGCAAGAGCGUGUGAUAAUCAGGCAUAUAUAGCUGGAUGUUCUCCCGCACGAGAUGAGAAUGCUUCGUACAUAGCGUGGGGCCACAGCACUGUUUGUAAUCCCUGGGCAGAAAUAAUUGCAAAAGCUGGUUCUGAUGAGGAGAUUAUAUACUCAGACUUAGAUCUAGCAGUGGUUGACACAGUACGUACUGCCAUUCCCAUUCAGUCACAACAAAGAUCAGAUGUAUAUUAGUGCUGCUCGAAUUGACGCUCGAUGAUAAAACUAAAGAAUAGAAUUCUUAAAAGGAAAGGUGACUGGAAUGCCUUUAAUUCUUAAACAUAUUUACGCAUCUACAAUCUAUGUAUCUUAAUUUACAAUAAAUCUUUUAUAUUGAUUUUA
Molecule: messenger RNA, 1054 nt
Organism: Hydractinia symbiolongicarpus
Lineage: Eukaryota; Metazoa; Cnidaria; Hydrozoa; Anthoathecata; Hydractiniidae
Product: omega-amidase NIT2-like
Exons: 10
Coding region: 86-907 (273 amino acids)
Biological process (GO): oxaloacetate metabolic process; L-glutamine metabolic process
Cellular component (GO): mitochondrion
Molecular function (GO): omega-amidase activity
Source: RefSeq, a predicted model, not a curated record